AUGACUUGUAGGGAGGGACUUAUGUCACCACAAACAGAGACUAAAGCAAGUGUUGGAUUCAAAGCUGGUGUUAAAGAGUAUAAAUUGACUUAUUAUACUCCUGAAUAUGAAACCAAGGAUACUGAUAUCUUGGCAGCAUUCCGAGUCACUCCGCAACCCGGAGUUCCACCCGAAGAAGCAGGGGCUGCGGUAGCGGCUGAAUCUUCGACUGGUACAUGGACAACUGUGUGGACCGAUGGGCUUACCAGCCUUGAUCGUUACAAAGGACGAUGCUACCACAUCGAGCCCGUUCCAGGAGAAGAAACUCAAUUUAUUGCGUAUGUAGCUUACCCCUUAGACCUUUUUGAAGAAGGUUUAACACUUGGCAACUCGGAGCUGCAUGAAUCUCCUUGUGUCAUCGCAGCCGACACUUUAACAUUUAAGAUUGAGGAUCUUUCGUUUUUUGAACGAGUGACUCGAAUUGCUUUUGUAAAUCCAAAGCAUCUUGUGAUGCAUAAUUGA
Molecule: messenger RNA, 501 nt
Organism: Microthlaspi erraticum
Lineage: Eukaryota; Viridiplantae; Streptophyta; Magnoliopsida; Brassicales; Brassicaceae
Source: the annotation of a GenBank genome assembly